Messenger RNA from Cuscuta campestris, 1176 nucleotides. The record is from the annotation of a GenBank genome assembly. Lineage: Eukaryota; Viridiplantae; Streptophyta; Magnoliopsida; Solanales; Convolvulaceae.
CGAUCUUGAUUUACUGAAAAAAAUUAAGAGUAAACAAAUACUCACUCAUAAACAACAAUAGUAAGGGGGCGGUUCAGCAUAGCGUGAAUCAUUGACGAUGCAUUUCUUUUUCGCUUGAAUUAAAUUUCCUCCUGGCUGGAAUUAAAUUGUUGAUUUUCCCCAAGGGAGAGUUUCAAUGAUCGGCAAUGGCGGAAGGGAAGGACAGGGCGCCGACGGUGAACUGGGAGGGCUCAGAGACGGAGAUUAGCGACAGGGGGGAAAUCGCAACGACUGGGGACGGCGGCGAGUCGGAGGCGGGUAGUACGGGGAAGAGCGCGGCGCUGCAAGAGCGGCAGAGUCGGGUUGCGACGGCGAUUUAUUGGGAGAGGUUUCUUCGUGUCACGUCGAUUAGGGUUUUGCUGGUGGAGGAUGACGAUUCCACGAGGCAUAUCGUCAGUGCGCUGCUUGUGAAUUGCAAUUACCAAGUGAUCGCAGCUGCAAAUGGAAGCGAAGCAUGGAAGAUCUUAGAAGAAGAAGAUGUGACAAAGCAGCAGCACAUAGAUCUGGUGUUGUGUGAGGUUGAACUCCCGCAAUUGUCGGGCUUAGAUCUUCUCUGCAAAAUAAUGAGUCACAACACAUGCCGUCACAUUCCUGUCAUUAUGAUGUCGUCUGGGGAUUCGAUAGGGUUGGUUUGGAAGUGCUUGUCAAAAGGUGCAGCUGGAUUCCUGGUGAAACCUAUGAGGAAGAAUGAGCUUAAGAACUUGUGGCAGCAUGUGUGGAGAAGAUGCCACAGUUGCGCCGCUAUUGGGAGCGGUAGUGGGAGAAAUAUGUCAAAAAUAAAAAACGCUGAAGACCCAAAGAAGAUGACAGAGAAUUCGGUUGGUCACGAUUGCACAGGCUGCAAUGGAGAGGACAAGAGAAAGAAGAAACUAAGGGGCAACACUGGUGAGGACGCUGAUGGCGGCAUGCAGCAGCAGGUUCGAUGAUACAUGAUGAUGUGCAAUCAACAAAAUUUUGGGGUUUUUCCUCCCUGCAGUAUAACGUACUUCAAACCGUAAUAAAUAUAAUAUUCCAUGUACAUUUAGAGGGCGUUUUUGUGUGCCGGUGCUUAUUGGCUUAUUGCUGGUAAGCAAUUUUAAUUUAGAAGUUGUUUAUAAGUUAAAUAUUCUUUUGUGGAAAUAAAACGAUUUAAAUUAU